Molecule: messenger RNA, 499 nt
Organism: Vigna unguiculata (cowpea)
Lineage: Eukaryota; Viridiplantae; Streptophyta; Magnoliopsida; Fabales; Fabaceae
Product: heavy metal-associated isoprenylated plant protein 47-like
Molecular function (GO): metal ion binding
Source: RefSeq, a predicted model, not a curated record
AUUCACCUCUUCUAAAUCUUGCCAAUAAUCAAACAAAGAAGACGAAUCAGAAGUUAAGCUGUUUCACUAUAAUCUUAGCAGAAUAUGACUGCGAUGCAAAAGAUAGAAAUUGAGGUACCACUCCACUGUGGUAGAUGCAAGAAGAAGAUUAUGUCGAUAUGCACCACAGCAGAUGGUGUUUGUUCGGUUAGUUUUCAAAGGGAAGGGAAAGAUAAAGUGGUGAUUAAAGGGGAAGGAGUAGAUGCAGCAGGUGUGACAGCAUGUUUGAGGGAGAAGGUGAACAAGUAUGCUAAGCUAAUUAGUGUGGCUAAGGAUACAUGAACAACGUUGAAGAGAGUUCAAGGUUUCAGCUACCAGCUUCACCAUAUUCUAUCUUUCAAUUAGUUUUUGUUGUAAACUUAGAAUCUGAAUUUUGGAUUGCCAUGCAGUUAUAGUUUGAUGUAUAAGUUUAUCUCUGAUAUUCAUGUGUUAUAGAAACCAGAAAGUGAUUUUAUUUGCU